UGGCCGCCUCCUGGAGGGAGCAGGGAGCUGAGAGUUGGAGUCUUGCUAGACCCUGGGCCCAGGGCCCCCCUGACGCCUGCUCCCCUCCUCCGGCAGAGCUCCGAGGACAUCCGGUGCAAAUGCAUCUGCCCGCCGUACAGAAACAUCAGCGGGCACAUCUACAAGCAGAACGUGUCGCAGAAGGACUGCAACUGCCUGCACGUGGUGGAGCCCAUGCCGGUGCCCGGGCACGACGUGGAGGCCUACUGCCUGCUGUGCGAGUGCCAGUACGAGGAGCGCAGCACCACCACCAUUAAGGUGAUCAUCGUCAUCUACCUGUCGGUGGUGGGCGCCCUGCUGCUGUACAUGGCCUUCCUGAUGCUGGUGGACCCGCUGAUCCGCAAGCCCGACGCCUACACCGAGCGGCUGCACAACGAGGAGGAGAGCGAGGUGAGG
Molecule: messenger RNA, 435 nt
Organism: Myotis lucifugus (little brown bat)
Lineage: Eukaryota; Metazoa; Chordata; Mammalia; Chiroptera; Vespertilionidae
Gene: TMEM9
Product: transmembrane protein 9
Exons: 3
Cellular component (GO): lysosomal membrane
Source: RefSeq, a predicted model, not a curated record